Messenger RNA from Annulohypoxylon truncatum, 1440 nucleotides. Its product is annotated as phosphatases II. Gene Ontology annotation, molecular function: protein tyrosine phosphatase activity. Gene Ontology annotation, biological process: protein dephosphorylation. Bases 1 to 1440 code for a protein of 479 amino acids. Lineage: Eukaryota; Fungi; Ascomycota; Sordariomycetes; Xylariales; Hypoxylaceae. The record is from RefSeq and is a predicted model, not a curated record. The transcript is spliced from 2 exons.
AUGGACCAUAUAUCUUCGCGCUUUAGGCGCAGUAAGAGGGGUUCUCCUACGACUCCCCAGCUAGGGUCGCCAGCUGGCUCACCUCCGGACAAGUCGUCAUCGGAACGCAAACUUGGUCCUACCCCUGAUAACCAACGUGAACAACCUCCGUCUCUCACCAUAUCAACCGCCGAAAUUCCUCGCGAGAGCAUGCCACUCAAAUCCCCCUUUCGACGGGGAUUCCACUUUCGCACUUCUAACAAGCGUGCACGAUCACCCGCCUCAGCUUUGCCGGCCCCCACUUCACCUGCCAUCGUUAGUCAGGAUGGCAUAGUCGAGCCAGACAAGUUAACCCCGGCAAAUGGCGACGAUAAAGAUGGAAUGGAAGCAGUCACGGAAACGCCCAAGCCGAAAAUUCCAGCUUUCCUCACUCUGUCGGAUCAAGAGAUCGACGCUAAGUUCGUUGACUUGAACUGGGCAGAGCGCUUGCGCCUUCGAGAGAGUCAAGACAACCCGUCUCCCAACUUUCAAUUCGCUCGCGUGACUGCGCCCGAGGCUAAGGUACUCGACCGAUACGCCAACAUCCAACCGUGGGCCAACAACCGCAUCAAGCUGCAGGUGCCCGAGGGUCAGACCGAUUACAUCAACGCAUCUCCUAUCGUUCUUUGCUCUCCCCUGGACCCGGAAGGCAAACCGGCCCAUCGCUACAUCGCCAUGCAAGGACCAAAGUCAGCGACGAUGGCUCAUACCUGGAGAAUGGUGGUAGAACAGCUGGAAAACCCGGCUGUGAUCGUUAUGCUAACCGAGACCCACGAGAGUGGCAUAGAGAAGUGCUACCAGUAUUUCCCUCGUGAUGUUAAUGAAGCUCCGAUGGUGAUUGGAGAAGCCGACGAAUUUGGCGACGGUUUCCAAGCGCAGAUACAAUGCGUCAAAGUCGAAGAGCACGCCGAGGGUGCUAUCGAGGUGCGACAGCUCGAGAUCCGUGUAGAGGGUCGGGAAGAGGUUAUGACAGUAUGGCACCUUUUAUACUGCAGGUGGCCUGAUUUUGGUGUUCCCGCCCUUGAAGAUAUCGACAGCUUCUUCGAGCUGAUGCGCCUAUCCCGAGAGAAGAACGCAUGCGAGGACAAUCCCCGAAUUAUUCAUUGUUCAGCAGGUGUGGGGCGAAGCGGAACUUUCAUCGCACUAGAACAUCUCAUGCGGGAGAUCGAGUCGGGCGAUGUCGAUCGUCGCAAGGAGAGCGAAGACAAGGACGAUGGGGAUAUCGUGUACGAGACUGUUGAUGCCCUCCGGAUACAGCGGAAGCAGAUGGUUCAAGCCGAGUCGCAAUAUAUCUUCAUCUACCGCGUCCUUCGCAAGCUCUGGUUGGAGAAGCAUGGACUUGCGGAGCAAGAUAUCGAGGACCAGGAGCCCGCAGCUAAGAGGUUGGAGGUUGACUGUGAUGACCCCUUCCUUGACGAUUAA